CGCUGACUGCCAAGCACGCUCACAAUCUCCAAUUGGCCGCCCCUGAGCGCCGAUCCGAAAGACGACCACUAAAGUGGACGACUUUACCUUCGCUUCGUCUUUCGCGAGCUUUCAUGACCGACUAGAUCUAUUCGCAUUUGACGGCUCAUCCCCUUCUCUCCUCUUCUUGUGCUCCCCUCUUCCCCUCUCUCCCUUUCCCCUCUCCCCCCCUCGCUCUAUUCGACGAUGGUCUUCGGGCACGGAGGCAGGCCUCCACCAGCGAUGGACGCACACGGCCACAUUUACGAUGCCAACAUGUCGCAACCUUAUCAGGUUGGACCGUCGAAUGUCGACCGACCUCCCUACGUAUCGGACCCCAGCCAUCCGGAGUAUGAUCCCGCCAUCGACCCUAACCUACAGCUGCGAACUGUCCGGACAGCGGCCGAGUCGAUUGCCGAGUCGCACCGAUCGGAGAUGCGUAGGGACCAACGAGCCAAGGCUCGUCGUAGGGGCGCAGGUGGGAGCAUCCUGGGCAGGAUCGGGAGGGGCAAGACGCUGCUGCGAAAGGACAAUGCCCAUCGAAGAAAGACGUCGGCCGGCAUCGUCGAGAUGGUGCAGGACGAGCUGGGGAGAAUACGGCAAGGUCAGGACCAGGACCAAGAGCUGCACAUGACGGGCAUGGGCGAAGAUCCAACCGAGGGCGAGCCUGCAGGCAUGGCUUUUGAAUCGGCCCAGUCAGACUUUACUCCUGCGGGCCACGAGAUGCUGCCGUCAAAGCCAGACCAGAGCCUCAAGAAGAAGGGUCCCUGGUACAAGGUCAAGGCCAAGCCAGCUAAGCGGAGGAACGUCUACAUGAAUGUUGCACCAUCGCCUCAGGACACCAACGCGAGGGGCGAAAUCACGGCGAGGUAUCCGCGGAACAAGGUCAGGACAUCAAAGUACACGGUCGUCUCUUUCCUUCCUCGCUUCCUGAGCGAGCAGUUCAGAAGACUGGCGAAUAUCUACUUCUUGGGCCUGGUCCUCCUUCAGACCUCGGACAAAUUUGGCGCGACGAUCCCUCAGAUUGCCAUGCUGCCCCUUGUGGCCAUCCUGACCAUCACAGCCAUUAAGGAUGGCAUCGAAGACUACCGAAGACACAUAAUCGACAACCAAGUCAACAAUUCCGCCGUGACGAAGCUGGGCAAUUGGCGCAACGUCAACCAGCCAAAGGAUGCACGAAACCAGCUACAGAAGCUGAUGGGCAUGGGUUCGCGUAGCGGCAAAGUGUCGAAGGGGGUGCGGAAAUUGAGAGAAAAGGAGGACGCCAUCGGCAUGCGUGCCGUUCGGCCGCCGAAGUCGACUUCCACGCCCGCACAGACUGAGGCCGCGCGAUACAUGGGUGGAGCCCCGGUUUCGAGACCGGGCACGUCAGACAGCUCCAACACCAACCGGCUUGAAACAAUUGCCUCGGAGAGCGACUAUGGAAAGCAUUCGGUCAAUCGCAGUGGUAGCCAGCAGCACCUUAUCGACGAUAGCCAUCUCGGUGGUGCCAGCACGGCGUCGUUCCUCCCGGCCACAUCGUCAUCAGCAGCUCAAACGCCCGGCGAGGGUGUGAUUGACAUGCAAAGGCGAACGCCUGGCACUGCACGAUGGGAAAGGACGCUCUGGAAGAAGCUUGAGGUGGGCGACAUCGUCCUGCUGCAGGAGGAUGAGCAGGUCCCAGCAGACAUGGUGCUUCUGAAUUCCUCGGACCCAGAUGGCAUUGCGUUCGUCGAGACGAAGAACCUCGACGGAGAGACGAACCUGAAGGUCCGCAAAUGCCUCAAGGCCACAUCUUCGAUCCAGACGGAAGACGACAUUGAGCACGCCCGUUUCGUCAUCGACUGCGAGCCCCCGCAUGCGAAUCUUUAUGCAUUCAAUGCUCUGCUCAAGUUCCAGCAGAGCGGCAAGACGAUGGUGGAGCCCGUCACUGCUAAUGAGCUUUUGCUCCGAGGCUGUGCGCUCCGCAAUACCGAUUGGGCCAUUGGCAUCGUCGUCUUCACUGGUAGCGACACCAAGAUUAUGCUGAACGGCGGCGAGACGCCCUCGAAGCGUAGCAAGAUUGAAAAGGAGACCAACGUCAAUGUUGCCGUCAACUUUGUCAUUCUUCUUGCCAUGUGUACCGCUUGUGCCAUCGUGGGCGGCCUUAUUCUCAACAAGACCAAUACUUCGCGAGAUUACUACGAGCCAGAUUCGACCGACUCCUCGUCAAACAUCAUCAACGCCCUCUACAUCUUUGGGUCUUGCCUCGUCCUUUACCAGAACAUCGUUCCCAUCUCGCUCUACAUCUCCAUCGAAUUGACAAAGACGAUUUCCGCCUUCUUCAUCUAUCAAGACAUCGACAUGUAUUACGAACCCCUGGACCACCCUUGCGUGCCAAAGACGUGGGGCAUCGUCGAUGACCUUGGCCAGAUCGAGUACAUCUUUUCCGACAAGACGGGCACGCUAACGCAGAAUGUGAUGGAGUUCAAGAAGUGCUCCAUCAAUGGUGUCUCGUAUGGCGAGGGCAUUACCGAGGCCAUGAUGGGUGCGAUGAAGAGGCAGGGCAAGAGCUUGAGUGGAUUGGACGCGGACUCGCAGGCGGCCCAACUCGAAGAGAUGCGCAUUGACAUGGUGUCCAAGAUGACUCGGGCUUUCAAGAACCGAUUCUUACGGCCCGACAAAGUCACACUCAUAUCGCCUCAGCUCGCUGACGACAUGACGUCGGCAUCGUCGCCCCAACGACGGCAUACAGUGGCCUUUUUCCGAGCUCUUGCCCUGUGCCAUACUGCACUCGCUGACCGAACCGACUCCGGAGACGCUUUCACUCUCGAGUACAAGGCGCAGAGCCCCGACGAAGCGGCCCUUGUCGCUGCAGCCAGGGACGUGGGGGCUGUCUACCUCAACCGCAACAACCAUGUCGUCGACAUCGAAGUCAUGGGCGCGCCUGAACGGUAUCAGCCUCUCAAAGUUCUCGAAUUCAACAGCACUCGGAAGCGCAUGAGCGUCAUUGUACGCGAACCUGAUGGAAGAAUUCUCAUGAUCUCGAAGGGUGCCGACUCGGUCAUCUACCAGCGCUUAACUGCAAAUCAUGACGAGGAGCUCAAGAGCCGCACACAAAAGGACCUGGAAGACUUUGCCAAUGCCGGUUUGCGGACGCUCUGCAUCGCCUACCGCUACCUGGAUGAGGGCGAGUACCUGGAAUGGGCCAAGCUGCACGACGAGGCGGCUGCAUCCCUUCAAGACCGCGAUGAGGCCAUCGACGAGGUAUGCGAGCGCAUCGAGCACGACCUUACUCUGAUGGGCGCCACGGCACUGGAGGACAAGCUCCAGGUUGGGGUACCAGAAACAAUCGAGAAGCUGCAUCAAGCAGGUAUCAAGCUUUGGAUUCUGACUGGUGACAAGCUCCAAACGGCCAUCGAAAUUGGUUUCAGCUGCAAUCUCUUGUCGUCCAACAUGGAGAUUAUGAUCAUCUCAGCCGAUCACGAACAAGGAGCCAGAGCUCAGCUGGAGGCGGCUUGCAACAAGAUUGCAGCUUCGGGUCGACCAAUCGUUGUCCGGAGCAAGGAGGGCAAGGGCCUUGGCAAGAAAAAGAUCCAGCAGCAAUUUGACGGUCACGGCACCGAUCCAGUCGACAAGGGCGCAUUCGCGGUUGUCGUCGAUGGCGAGACGCUCAAGUUCUGCUUGGACAAGAGCCUCAAGCCACUGUUCUUGGCCCUCACGACGCAGUGCGAAACGGUCGUGUGCUGCCGUGUCAGUCCCGCUCAAAAGGCUUUGACAGUACGAUUGGUCAAGGACGGCAUCGGAGCCAUGUCUCUUGCCAUUGGCGACGGUGCCAACGACGUUUCAAUGAUCCAGGAGGCCCAUGUGGGUGUAGGUAUUGCUGGCCUCGAGGGAGCACAAGCUUCAAUGUCGGCCGAUUACGCCAUUGGUCAAUUUCGUUUCUUGGCAAAACUCCUCCUUGUCCAUGGACACUGGAACACCUACCGAAUUGGCGUCUUGCACCAGGUUUUCUUCUACAAAAACCUCAUCUGGACCUUUGCCCUGCUCCUCUUCCAGAUUUUCUGCGAGUCCAACGCCACCUAUCUCUUCGACUACAGCCUGGUGCUACUCUUCAACCUCAUCUUCACUUCGCUUCCAGUAAUCAUGCUCGGCAGUUUGGACCAGGACGUCAGAGCGCCUGCACUCUUGGCCUUCCCGCAGACCUAUGCUCCAGGCCGCGAGGGCAAGCUUUACACCCGCACCCAGUUCUGGUUCGCCUGUAUCGACGGCAUCUACCAGUCGAUCGUAUGCUUUGCUAUCCCUGCAGCAGCCUGGUACUAUUUCCCCAUGGUCACUGCCAACGGUCUCUCGCUCGAUCCGCUCACAGCCCUUGGAACGACGACGGGAGCAGCUUGUGUGCUGGCGGCUAACCUCUACUGCGGCCUGAUGCUUCAGAAUUGGUCCGUCAUUAUUUGGGUCGUCAUCAUCCUCUCCAACCUCAGUUAUUUCAUCUGGGUCGCCAUCUACAGUGCGCCAGCAUUCGCAACCACCUACACCUCGACAGCAUUUGUGCUGUUUGGCACGGUACAAUUUUGGGUCAUUGUCCUCAUCUGUGUUGUGGUCAGUCUGCUGCCUCGGUAUGUCUGGAUCGCCUGGAAUUCGUCCUUUAGGCCCACGCACGUCGAUCUCGUUCGACAGGCAUGGGUAAAGGGGGACCUCAAAAAGCGGCUCGGCAUCCGGAACGAAGAGGUCGGCGAUGUUGAAGGUGAAGACCUCUCGUACGAAAAGGCAUACACAGCCGGAGCAUCAUCCGAAGGUGAUCCGGAGCGAUGGGCGCCUCACACCUUCCCUCCAAAAAACCCGAACGCACUGCAGCAGGCCGGGCAAGCAUAUCAGCAGAUGCCGCGAGAUACUUCAUCAUCAUUGGCGGAAGCGGCAGCGUCGUCAGACGGUGCGAAGAGGGCGUCCAGAGGACCGCGAGAUUCGCUCAUGCCGAAUUUGUCUGCAACGGGUCGCGAAUCCGCAUUCUCCUUUUACGAUCCCGACCAGAUCACAUCAUCGACCCCAAUUCCGACGCGCGCCAAUCCUUACGGCCGAUAUCGGGAUGACAGCGACGAGGAAGAAGGGGAUGGUCCUGCAUUCGAGGUCCCACAAAUCACGGUGCAGAGGGCCUCUGGUCAGAGCUUCUACCCGCAGCAUGCCUCAGCAGACUCUCGAGUGGCCUUGGCAUCGGCCAACAACGAAAGCGUAGACAGCUUCGAGAUGAAUUUCAAAGACGCUGGACUAUCGAGCAGCCAAGGCUCCACCCAUGGACAAGCAGCGGCGGGCGACGACGACGACGAUGCAUCACCGGUUCUGUCUCCUCUUCAGCGAUUCCACAACCGCUUUGGAGGUGCGCAGCAGCAGCAGGCGCCUUCACCACUGCAAAGAUCCGCAUCGGUGACAGACGACGCUCAGCAGCUACCUCAUCAUCCAGGAGAUGAGUCCAACUGGACGGAGACAAGCUUCCACACUGCUUCCGGCGACGACAACCACCAUGCACCGAAUCGAUGGCAAUGACCUCAUGGACCUUUUUCUUGUUCCCAUUACUUCCCUUCCGUCUAUCAUUGCCUAAUUUCUUUCUUGCACCACUCCCUCUUCCUUUUCCAGGCUCCUCCCCUUUUCUUGUUUGAUCUCUAUCUAGAUAAGCUCAACAUCUCUCUGCGAGCGUUUCUUCUAUUCUGUCCCCUGGCUUCUCAAUGCUUCCAGCUCUCUUCAAUUCAUGAAUGCAGGCGA
Molecule: messenger RNA, 5733 nt
Organism: Acaromyces ingoldii
Lineage: Eukaryota; Fungi; Basidiomycota; Exobasidiomycetes; Exobasidiales; Cryptobasidiaceae
Product: phospholipid-translocating P-type ATPase
Exons: 2
Coding region: 226-5517 (1763 amino acids)
Biological process (GO): phospholipid translocation
Cellular component (GO): plasma membrane
Molecular function (GO): ATPase-coupled intramembrane lipid carrier activity; ATP binding; ATP hydrolysis activity
Source: RefSeq, a predicted model, not a curated record